Hevea brasiliensis (rubber tree) is the source of this 1512-nucleotide messenger RNA. RefSeq lists its product as uncharacterized. NCBI's taxonomy places the organism in Eukaryota, Viridiplantae, Streptophyta, Magnoliopsida, Malpighiales, Euphorbiaceae. The transcript has 3 exons. The record is from RefSeq and is a predicted model, not a curated record. The coding region runs from base 159 to 1208 and encodes 349 amino acids.
UCACUCCAGGUGUCAGCCAUGGCAACACUCAUGUUGCCAGUUGCCACCUCCUCUCUUUCUCUCUCUCUGGGUCCUCUUCUGUGGAUUCUGCUAUGUUUUUUAUGUGGAAGAGUUGAUGAGUAACAACGGUAGAUCCAAUAGCUUUCUUUGCUCAGCUAAUGGCUAUCCUUAUGAUCUGGCUCGCUAAACCUUUCUCUAUCUGCAAAUGGGUAUUUAUAUUUGCUCUGAAAACCAUGUUCAUUGUGAUUCACACUUGGGUGGAGUUGCUGGUAUCGUCUAUCAGUUUCCAUCUGAAUAUGUUCCGCAAGGCUAUGAUAUGGAUGAUUGCUCUUAUUUCUCUUCCUGAGCAAGUUUUGACGGCCUUGCAGAGGGAACGGCUGCUACAAGAGCAUUUGCAUGAGAUGCGGAUUGAGUUGGAUAGCCUGGUGUGGGAUAGGAAAGAACUUCAACACCAACUCCGCACAGCUAGUAAAGAAUGUAGAAUUUUGGAAUCAAUGCUAGCAGAAGUUGAAGAGGAAAACUGUGCCGUUAUUUCCAGAAUUGAAUUGCUAGAGCGUGAGUUGCAGGAUCUGAAAGUUGAAAAUCUUCAGCUGAAAGAAAUUCUGGGUCAAGAUCGUUGGAGCAUUAAAGGAAGUGAUAGCGCAGACAAUGUACAGAAUAUUGGUAUUGACAAUACUGAAAAGCAUGGCAUUUCAGAUAAGAGCCAAUCAUGUGAUAAAGGAAGUGGAAUCAUAUUUGAAGACCUGAUGAUGCAUAAAGAGGCCUGGGAAGGUGAGGGCAAGAGGGAAGCAGAAUUAUUCAAUUUCUGGAAAAAUGAGUGCAAAGCAAGAGGGUCCAUCCAUUCAUUUUCACACUGCAUCAUCUCAAGGAGCUUAGACAUGAAUGAGGGUGUGGGCCAGAGAAGGGAUGUUGCACUUUCACAGUCCCUAUUCAGUGCAGUAUUAUCCCUUUUGGUCGGAAUCAUUAUCUGGGAAGCUGAAGACCCCUGCAUGCCCCUUGUUGUAGCUCUUUUUGCUGUUGUUGGCAUGUCAUUGAAAAGUGUGGUUCAGUUUUUCUCUACCAUAAGGAACAAACCUGCUUCUGAUGCAGUUGCUCUCCUAAGCUUCAACUGGUUCAUACUUGGCACACUUACUUACCCAACACUACCGAGGGUAGCCCGUGUUUUGGCUCCAUUGACAGCAAGUUUUUUGGACCAUCGGGUGAACUAGUUUGAUACCUUUCCGCAUUAGCUCAUUAAUCAACUUGUCUGCAAUAAGGCACCAUGUACAUUCUUGAAUCAAGAGACAGAGAGUUUGUUUUUAGCUUAGCUGUAGUGUGGCAUCUAGAAUUAUUAGGUUGAAUAGCCAUGUAUUUUGGCCUUCUAAAUUUUGUCUCUUUUGAACUUUCUUGUGUUUGCAUAGACUAUGGUUUAUUCUUUGCGUUAGGAUUUGUAAUAGUUUUAGCUUGAAUAUGAUAAUUAGAGAAUAUUAAAAUUUAUUUUUGAAGUUAAUCAAGGAUUGUCUGGUUGGUCUU